AUGGCUGAGGCUAUCACUUAUGCAGACCUGCGGUUUGUGAAGGCACCUCUGAAGAAGAUUGUCUCCAGUCGGUUAGAAGAGGACCCAGAGGCCUAUGAGGACGGGGAACUCACCUAUGAGAAUGUCCAAGUGCCCUCAGUUCCAGGUGGGGCCUCGGGCUUGGCCUCCUCUGGACUAGGGGACAAAGCAGGGCUUAAGUCAGAGCAGCCAAGUGCGACCUGGAGCUCCGUGACGUCGCCACCUGUUGGAAGACUUCUACCCUGUCGACAAGCCUGCUUGCAAUACCUCCUGAUCGGCCUGCUCCUCACCUGCCUGCUGUUAGGGGUGGCCGCCAUCUGCGUGGGGGUGCGCUAUCUGCAGGUAUCUCAGAAGCUCCAGCAAGUGCACAGGGUUCUGGAAGUCACCAACAGCAGCCUUCAGCAGCAACUUCACCUGAAGAUAACUCAGCUGGGGCAGAAGGAAGAGGCUCUGCAGGAGUCUGAGAAGAAACUGCUCCAAAGUCAGGAAGUACUACAGGUGGAGCAGAGUGAUCACCAGGCUACUGAGGGGAAGCUACAGGCCUGCCAGGUGGACAGAGAGAAUACCCAGAGGACCUUGCAAAGGGAGGAGGAGCAGAGGCGGUCCUUGGAGCAGAGGCUACACAACAUGCAGAACACAGUGAAAUCCUUCUUGACAUGCUCCCCACCAGUACCAAACAUGGAACACAUGGCCCCACAAAUGCUAGGCAACUGCUGCCCAGUGGGAUGGAUACUGAGGGAGAGACGCUGCUUUUACUUCUCAUCUAUUCGUCAGACUUGGAAGGAGAGCCAAAACUAUUGUAAAUCUUUUUCCUCCAACCUGGCUACAUUCGAUGAAAGUGAUUACUCAUCCAACAAAGAACCUGUAUUUUCACACGGUGGUUCAGAUUCAUAUUGGAUUGGCUUCAACUCUAAUAAGGACCAACAGAAGACUUAUAGUUCACGAUAUUUUGGCUCAAGAUGCAUGAUGAUGAAAAAAUAUUGGGCAUGGAGGAAGUCAGAGUCAGAGACAUGUACACAACUCCUUCCCUGCAUCUGUGAGCUGUCACCUUCCAGGUUUCCAGAUGGGGACCAUUCUUUUCAAUGAACUGGACAUCAUGCCAACAAGAGCUCGUGACUCUGAUCCCUAUCCUGCGGCCUGCACAUCCUAAGAUUGUCAUCCCCAGGCAUUCCCUGAGCCUGGGCAUUGCCAAACCAAGGACUGAUCCACACCCGACACUUCUGGCCAACCUGCUUGAAACCCUGUCCCAGAAACUGGACUGAUCCUGGGAAGGAGAUAAAGAAGCCUCUAGAAGGGACUUUGACCUCCCUCAAGAACCUCCCAUACUGGAAAUGGGCAGGGGAGCAGGGCGCAAGGGCUGAGUGGAUGGGGCGGCCCGGAG
This is a messenger RNA of Sciurus carolinensis (gray squirrel), 1399 nucleotides long. It is a transcript of the gene Cd72, whose product is annotated as CD72 molecule. The transcript is spliced from 10 exons. Bases 1 to 1104 code for a protein of 367 amino acids. NCBI's taxonomy places the organism in Eukaryota, Metazoa, Chordata, Mammalia, Rodentia, Sciuridae. Gene Ontology annotation, cellular component: plasma membrane. Gene Ontology annotation, molecular function: transmembrane signaling receptor activity. The record is from RefSeq and is a predicted model, not a curated record.